Lolium perenne is the source of this 564-nucleotide messenger RNA. RefSeq lists its product as uncharacterized. The record is from RefSeq and is a predicted model, not a curated record. NCBI's taxonomy places the organism in Eukaryota, Viridiplantae, Streptophyta, Magnoliopsida, Poales, Poaceae.
GCGAAGUCCAAAACCGGCGGCUUGGCUCUCUGUUUUCCCCUAGGCCGCUCCUCCGUUUCGCCGCCUGUUUGGCGCCUCUGAUCGCGUAUAAAAAUGACAAUCUCCCCGCAGAGACCAGCGACGAGACGACAUUCACGUUAGCAGUAAACCAAGUGCAGAGAGGAAGAAAGGCCGGCAAGACCGCAAGAGCAGGAGAUAGUGGCUGCGAUGGCGUCGGCGGCGAGCAGGAAGGCGCCGUCGCUGGUGGUGGCGGCGAGCGUGGGCGCCGUGGAGGCGCUCAAGGACCAGGCGGGCCUCUGCCGCUGGGGCUACCCGCUCCGCUCGCUCUACCGCAGCGCCGCAGCCGCGCCCACUGUCCGCGCGCUCUCCGCUUCGCUCCGUGAGGCCCGGCCGGCGUCGUCGGCGGCGGAGGACACGAAGCUGCGCAAGACCCACCACCUCGUCUGCUGGGGGCCCAACUGAUCAGUCCCUUCUUCUCCGCAGCAUCGUAUAGUAUAGUACACCACUGCGUGCCUGGUGAAAAUGCUCGUACCAAUGGAUUUGCGAAUUGGGAUGACAUAUUGA